Molecule: messenger RNA, 976 nt
Organism: Hyphopichia burtonii NRRL Y-1933
Lineage: Eukaryota; Fungi; Ascomycota; Pichiomycetes; Serinales; Debaryomycetaceae
Gene: YUH2
Product: Yuh2p
Exons: 1
Coding region: 26-976 (316 amino acids)
Biological process (GO): protein deubiquitination; ubiquitin-dependent protein catabolic process
Cellular component (GO): cytoplasm
Molecular function (GO): cysteine-type deubiquitinase activity
Source: RefSeq, a predicted model, not a curated record
GUUGGUAAGAUUCUAGCUAUAGAUAAUGUCAGAUAGUGGUUGGAAUACUAUAGACUCGGAUGCAGGUGUUUUCACCGAGUUGGUUGAAAAAUUGGGCAUACAAGACGUGCAAUUCGAUGAUUUAUACUCGAUUGAUUCUGAUUCCUUGAAUUCAAUGUCGCCACUUUAUGGGGUAGUUUUCUUAUUUAAAUAUGGGAACGUCGAUAGAAGCUAUGCUAAGGACGGUAAUAAGCCAUUAGAUGGAGAAUACGAUACAGAAUAUCAAUCCAAGGGGAUUUUUUUCGCUAAUCAAAUUAUACAAAAUGCUUGUGCAACCCAAGCUGUUCUAAAUAUAUUGUUAAAUGUUAAAUCGCUUGAAUUGGGUAAAGAUAUUGGGGGAUUUAAAUCUUUUGUGGAAGGGUUAGAUGGAGAGAUAAUUGCUGAAGCUAUAUCAAACAGUGAAAUCAUCCGAACAGUUCAUAAUUCCUUUUCUGCACCAAAUUUAAUUGUUGAUGAAGAUAAACCGGCCCCACCACCAGAUUACGAUGAUAAGAAUGAUGGAUUAUUUCAUUUUAUUGGAUACGUUAAUAUAGAUAAUCAAAUCUAUGAAUUAGAUGGUUUAAAAAAGUAUCCAAUUAAACAUGAUAAAUUGCAAACACCACAAGAAUUUACUGAGAAAUUACCAGAAAUCUUAAUGAGAAGAAUUGGUAAAUACGGAGAUGAAUUAAGAUUUUCAUUACUUGGGGUAACUAAUGAUAAAUUAAAGUAUGCUCAAAGUAUUGGAGAUGAUUCUUUAUUAAGUAGCGAAUCAUUGAAAAGGGAAACUUGGCAUCGUGAAAAUGAAUUACGAAGAAAUGAUAAUAUGGGACUAUUAGUUGCAUUAUUGAAGAAUAUUAAUAAAGGGCUAAGCGACGAAGAGUAUGAAAAGUUAUUAAAUGAAUCUCGUAAGAAGAGUCAAGUUAAACUAUUACAACAGUUUAAUAAUUUAAAAAAAUAA